AAAUCUGCCAAACAAUCGUUUCCAUGGACACGAAACCUUCAGAGAAGAAAAUCAUAAAUCCUAAAAACAGAGACUUUCUAAACCACCUCGAAACAUACCUCGCGAAGAGAGAUGGAGUCGACAAGCUCUUAAAGAUCUCACGUUACGCAACAAAGAUCAUCCUCGCAUCUUCCCUAAUCCCAGAAACUGGAUCCUUAAACACCCGACUCAAGAGCUUCGAAUCAAGCGUCGGAGUAAGCCGCAAAGCCUUCCGUCUCGGAAAAUUCGUACAAGACAUCAACGCGCUCAGAGCCUCUCGAUGGGACACGAACCGCGAUCUCCUGAUGCUGAUAAUCGCGUACGGCGGCGAAGGAUUGUACUAUUUCGUCGAGCAAUUCAUAUGGUUAGCGAAAUCGGGAUUGAUCGAUGCGAAACACUCGAAAUGGUUGCAGAGGAUCAGUGCUUGGGCAGAGCUGAUUGGUUACGUUGGGAGUGUUUCGUUGAAAAUCAAGGAUUUGAGGAAGAUAAAGGAAGAAGAGACUUGUGUGGCUUCGACGAUUGAGAUUUCUGUUUCUAGAGGGAUAUCUUGCGAAGAAGAAGACGAGAAGAUAAAGAAGCUUAGAGAGAAGAAAACAUUGAAGGUGUUAUCGAUUCUUCAAGAUCUUGCUGAUGGGUUAAUGACAAUUGCAGAUCUUAGAGAUGGUAAGGGAGUGUUAUCUGCCCCGAAUGUGAUUUCUUCAGCAGGUUUGUUUUCAGCCAUUAUCAGUACUCAUAAGAACUGGGUUUCUUGUUGAUGAUGAUCAUCAUUUUAUAUUCUAUAAAAAGAUUUCAUUUU
Eutrema salsugineum is the source of this 814-nucleotide messenger RNA. Its product is annotated as peroxisomal membrane protein 11A. The record is from RefSeq and is a predicted model, not a curated record. The coding region runs from base 24 to 773 and encodes 249 amino acids. Gene Ontology annotation, cellular component: peroxisomal membrane. Gene Ontology annotation, biological process: regulation of peroxisome size; peroxisome fission. Lineage: Eukaryota; Viridiplantae; Streptophyta; Magnoliopsida; Brassicales; Brassicaceae. The transcript has a single exon.